Messenger RNA from Saccharomycopsis crataegensis, 723 nucleotides. RefSeq lists its product as uncharacterized. The transcript has 2 exons. NCBI's taxonomy places the organism in Eukaryota, Fungi, Ascomycota, Saccharomycetes, Ascoideales, Saccharomycopsidaceae. The record is from RefSeq and is a predicted model, not a curated record. Bases 1 to 723 code for a protein of 240 amino acids.
AUGAAUCAAUUCAACCAACCGGUUGUUUUCCAACCUUUCCAUGAUAGUUCCAAUCCAAAUUCUUCGCGAUUUGAUUUCUUUAGUAUGAAUGAUAAUAUAAAUACCAACAGGAAAAGAGGGAGAUCCGAAUUAGGUGGUUCCGAAGUGUUGUUCAAUUGCAAAAACUUCACGUUCCAAGAUACUGGGGCAUCGUUCCACAUUGGCAACGGCAACAAGCAGGUAUCUUGUUUCUCGGAGUUUGAAAAUGCUAAAAGAAGACAACUAAGAAGAAUAGAGACUGAACUACAUACUAAAACCGUUUCUCUAUUAAUGCAGGGCUCACGAGACUAUGAAAAGAAACUAAAACAACAACAACAACAACAACAACAACAACAACAACAACAACAACAGCAGCAGGAAAGUAGAAACCUCGAAAACCAUGACAUGAUGCUGGUGGCAACUUCGGACCACUGUAAUGAGUUUCAUCAAAAACCAUUUUGGCCAACAAUUGUUAGAAGUGUCAAUGGAAGAAACAACACCCCACAGCAAUGUAGAGCCGACGAAUCAGUUCCAAUCCGUUUAAUCUGCCAAGUAUGUGAAAAAGAUCUUAGCAGCAGUAGAAACUAUUACUGUGACGAUAUUACUGAAUUCCAGUGCCAUGUGUGUGAAAAAGUGUUGUGUGGAUUAUGCAGCUUCUCUAGUGAUUACGGCUCAAAUUGCUGCUUUGAUUGUCGAUAUGAAUGA